This is a messenger RNA of Salarias fasciatus (jewelled blenny), 2703 nucleotides long. RefSeq names its product F-box protein 8 (gene fbxo8). Gene Ontology annotation, biological process: regulation of ARF protein signal transduction. The transcript has 8 exons. The record is from RefSeq and is a predicted model, not a curated record. Gene Ontology annotation, molecular function: protein binding; guanyl-nucleotide exchange factor activity. The coding region runs from base 246 to 1217 and encodes 323 amino acids. Lineage: Eukaryota; Metazoa; Chordata; Actinopteri; Blenniiformes; Blenniidae.
AGGAGGAAGAGGAGGGGGCAGUGAGGACGGAGUCAGUGACAGCCAGCGGUGUGAGCCCUGUGGACACCUGUCCGAACCUGAGGACACUGAAGACACCCAGCCGGACCCUGUGGACGCCUGUGCGGAGCCACCAGAGGAGCUGUCCCGGAGGUUUCACCGCUCCUCCUCCCGUCCAGUAGCAGAGAAACCCUCUUAAAACCGUCCGUGGUCGCAGCUCAGGCUUUCAGAGGAAACAACACAGUCAGAUGGGUCAGGCACUGUGGAGGCUGCCUCCCAGACAACAGCAGCAGCUUCAGGAAGAGCUCGCAGACCGAUUGGCUGACGGAGAAGGAGGAGGCGGGGCCAGGCGGGAGCCAGGGAGAGAUGGAGGAGCGCAGAGAAGAGCUCCACAGCACUGCUACGGUCCAGACAUCUACCACCUGCUGAGAACACGCCGAGGAGGUAAGGAGCAGCACGGGUUCAUCGACCUGGAGAUGCUUCCUCCGGAGCUGGGCAUCACCAUCCUGUCCUACCUGAACGCCACGGACCUGUGCCUGGCCGGCUGCGUGUGGCAGGACCUGGGGAACGACGAGUACCUGUGGCAGGGGCUGUGUAAGUCCACGUGGGGACACUGCUCCAUCUACAACAGACGGCUCCCUGCUGGCUUCUCCUACAGACGGCUGUACCUGCAGCUGGACGAAGGCAGCCUGACCUUCAACGCCAACGCUCAGGAGGGCAUCAGCUACUUCAUGUCCAAAGGAAUCCUGGUGGAUCACCCCACCGAGCUGGCCAAGUUCAUCUUCUACACCAGACGGCUCAACUGGAAGAUGCUGAGGAUUUAUCUGGACGAGAGGAGGGACGUGCUGGAUGAGCUGGUCACCCUCCAUAACUUCAGCAACCAGUUCCUGCCCAACGCCCUGCGGGACUUCUUCAGACACAUCCACGCUCCGGAGGAGCGCGGGGAGUACCUGGAGACGCUCAUCACCAAGUUCAGCCACAGGUUCUGUGCCUGCAACCCCACGCUGGUCCGAGAGCUGGGCCUCAGCCCCGACGCCGUGUACGUGUUGUGCUACAGCCUGAUCCUGCUGUCCAUCGACCUGACCAGCCCGCACGUCAAGAACAAGAUGUCCAAGAGGGAGUUCAUCAGGAACACCCGCCGCGCGGCGCACAACGUCUCCGACGACUUCGUGGGACACCUCUACGACAACAUUUACCUGAUCGGCCACGUGGCCGCGUAGCCCCGCCCUCCGGCUGCGUAGCCCCGCCCUCCGGCCGCGUAGCCCCGCCUCCGAGCCGUGUCCGCACUGCACUGAAGAAUCGGAGGGCUGACGGAUUUGAGCUGCUCCGUCGUCGUUCCCGGACGACGGGCAGCAGUAGAUGUUAGCUCCGCCGCUCCACUGUGACAGGCUGCUACCGAACAUGAGCGCUGCCAGAGCCCAGCGAGGAGGACUGUCUGUCCAGCUGAGUGGCUGAGGGACGUUUUGGAGCGGAGCCGUGAAGACGAGCUCCGACGCUGCACUGACCGACCGCUGAUUGGAGGAGGGAGGGGAAGGCCCGCCCCCCUUCCUGUCCCGGGACCGGAGGACGAACACUGUGGGACGGAGGUGGAAUCACUGACGCCUGCAGACGGCGGCCGCCGACCGGCUGCUUCUGGCAGGAUGAAGACAAACACUGUGGGCCUCGUGCUGGACUCUGAUGGUCUCAGCCUGUCCUCACUGCUCACACUUUCCACGUCAGUCAGACCCAGCUCUCUAAACCACAGCAUUAGUCCAGUCCUGUUCCUGCAUGAGGCCCGCGGGCCGUGGCGCCGGCGGCGCCGCCCUGUGAAUCCCGCCACAACAAGCCGAAACACUGUAGAAUGUAAAUAAGAGCAGGAGGUGAAGUACCUGACAGAGACGAGCCGAACGCUGGACCUGGAACACUGCACCGCCGGCUGCCCACGCUUAGCUCAUUACCCAUGAUGCUUUGACAACAGGAGACUGACGCAGCGAGUGUGAAUACGUAAACAGAACAUCAUCUCCGGGUGUGUGUGUGUGAGGGAGCGAGCGUGUGUGUUCUGGUGCGUGUUGACAGACAGUGGAAACCACUGCGGGCACUCAGGGACGCUUGGGGAGCCGCCGCCCGUCAGCAGGAGUCGCCAGACCCACUGAGCCAGCUCUCAGGACCGGGCCUCGAACCCAGGACCCCCUCACUCCGAGAUGAGAGCCGACCACUACACACUGCAGGAUCAGCGUGGUGCGGGUUGUCUCUGUUAGACGUGGGCUUUCUGAUAUUUGCACAGCGUCACUCGCUCCGGGACAGAGAGCGUCUCCGGCUCAAACCCGUCCGCCUCGGCCAGCUGGACCUGGACUCUGGACUCUUCUGAAGGUUGAGAUGAAGUUAGAAACCUCUGUGAAGCUCGACGGCCUUUCAUGAUUUUAACCCCUGAUAUGACGGCAGGAUCGGUCGGGCUGUUUCAGAGAUGGUCGGCUUUAAUUCACUCACUUUAAUUCAUUCAUCACUGUAAUACUGUAGGGAGCGUCGUCCUUCUGGAACGGAACCAGACCAGGUCAGAAAGGAUUAGAGGUCUGGAGACCCUGUGCGAACAUCUUUACCCUGUUUUUAUAUUUGCUCACACCUCCGACUGACUGACUCUCCAAAAGACCCUCUUUCAAAAUGUAAAACUGCUGAAACUACUGGCAUCUCUAGAAGCUGCUAAUACAAUCUGAAAGUACUUAAAAAAAU